Nymphalis io (European peacock) is the source of this 2022-nucleotide messenger RNA. RefSeq lists its product as uncharacterized. The record is from RefSeq and is a predicted model, not a curated record. The transcript is spliced from 9 exons. Lineage: Eukaryota; Metazoa; Arthropoda; Insecta; Lepidoptera; Nymphalidae. The coding region runs from base 154 to 1587 and encodes 477 amino acids.
UAAUAAACUGCAUUGCACUAAAAUGCAGUUUAUUAUUUACUCGUGGAUAAGACAAUGUUUUAAAUUAUGAAGCAAAUAGUGGGUAUAUAAACAAAAUGUUAAUAUUGUUCAUGGAUGUAAUUGAGUACAUUAACAGUAAAUUUUAAAUAAAGAAUGCAAAACGACAAUGCGUCAUAUAGUAGUAAUAUGAGUAAUAAAAUGGUUAAUGGAUUUUUAUGCCACUGUGCAGCUAGCGAUCUCCUGGAUAGCCAUGCUUUGGGCAAUGACAAGCUUGCCCUGCCCAUUAUGGAAAGAUCAACUAGAUCAAGCCUUGACGCCAAUAGUGUCGAAAUUGGUGAAAUAACAGAAUCUCCAGACACUGAAUAUAUGAGUACAUCUGCUAUUUUACAUUAUUGUAAAUCUAAGAUAUUACUUCCUUAUUUAAAACUUCUUACAAUUAUGGGAUUGAGGCCUGUAGUAGAUGUUUCAAACUCAUCAAAAUAUGCUAUUUGUUUUUCACAUUUUCACUCUGCACAGGUUGCAGUAUUUCUUUGUCUAGGAUAUAUUCUACAAUAUAUGGCAUGUUUUAGGCGAGACAGGGGUUUUUGCUACAAAUUAAUUCCUUUAGCGCUCACUUCUUCCUUAGAAUACGAUGCCUAUAAACAAGUUUGUUACGGCAAUGUAGCAUUUACAUAUAUUGGGCCCAGCGUGUUACAUUUUAUAGGAUUUCUCUAUGCAUUAUAUCUCUUCAGAAUAUCAGAUAACGAACAAUUACAAAAUCUGAUGGAAAGAGUAUUUUUGUUAUCGUCUUACGCGCCUCAAGGAACGCCAACUGCUAAACCGAAACGAUUACUACGAAUGUUAUGGUUCUUCAUAAUCCUCAGUAUUCUGUGGAUGUGUAUUUCGUUAUGCUCUGUCAAUUUAAUGAUGGCAAGAGGAACUAUCAUGUUCAGGUGGAUGGAAUCAAGUUCCAGUGAGGUGAUACUUGGAUUGAAGAUAGUACUUAUAAUUUGCACUUUUAUCCACGAUAUGGUGCAGGCCACUGUGAUUACAAGCUAUUGUCUUCAAGCUCAACUAUUGCAAGCUCAUCUCAUGUUUUUGAAAGAACGUCUUCUAAACAGGACGAUAACUCCUUUAAACUGGAUGAGGGAAAUUGCCGAAUUUCGUAAAUUACUGAAAUAUUUGAAUAAUGACUUAGCACCUGCAGUUUGUUUAUUUACAAUUGUAAACGUUUCGUGGGCUACCUCCGGUAUAAUGUGGUUGCUGAAUCUAGACAAAGUAGACACCGGAACUGAGCCCAUAGCAGGCAUUAGUGUUCUUAAUCAAUUACUUUGGAUAUCAGCUGUCAUAGUACCUUUUAUACAGGCGGCGCGGCUGUCGCAGGAGUGCGCGCGCACGCGCGGCGUGGGGCACGAGCUGUGCGCGCGGCCCUUCCUGCACCGCGACACGUCGGCGGAGGACAUCGGCGCCGUGCUGGCCUUCGCGGCGAGCCUGCGCCUGCGCGCCAAGCUGUUCCACUGCCCCGUGUCCGGCCGCCACAUGUGCGUGCUGCUGGCGCUCGCCGUCGUCGCGCUCUUCACGUUGGGAAUGUGCCAUUAUCUACAAUGAUCGCCUCCGGGAUGUGUCGUUUAAUGAAAUUCAAUUUGUUUUCUAAUAUAUGUAUUUUCACAUCUAUAUAAACGGUCGCACAUAUUUUGUCUAAGUAAGUUAAUAAUGAAGGUUUGUAAAUAUAAUUUUUUUCUACAAACUUUUGUAGAUGAUUACCGCUUAGUUAAAUUAUUAUUAAUUUUGUAAAUAAAAUAUGAAUACUCUAAUCUAACAAUACAUUGCACUAAAGAAUUUUGAUAUUGUACAUAGGUUUUAUUUUGAAAUAUAAUAAAACAAACAUUACUGUGCUACAGGGAGAACGUUGAAUAUAGGACGUUUUCAAGUAUCAUUUUGAAUUGAACACAAACAUCUGAAUUAUAUAUUAUGAGAUUAAAUAUAACAAACACAAUUUAUAAUUCGUAUUCAUUAUCUAAUUAAAUAACUUAUUCAUAAUCA